Messenger RNA from Benincasa hispida (wax gourd), 1097 nucleotides. RefSeq names its product xyloglucan endotransglucosylase protein 34-like. Gene Ontology annotation, cellular component: apoplast; cell wall. The record is from RefSeq and is a predicted model, not a curated record. Gene Ontology annotation, biological process: cell wall biogenesis; xyloglucan metabolic process. NCBI's taxonomy places the organism in Eukaryota, Viridiplantae, Streptophyta, Magnoliopsida, Cucurbitales, Cucurbitaceae. Gene Ontology annotation, molecular function: hydrolase activity, hydrolyzing O-glycosyl compounds; xyloglucan:xyloglucosyl transferase activity.
UCCCCUUUUUCCCUCACAUCACACCAAACCAAAUCAAUUCCACACAAUGGCCUCCAAUCUCUCUCUUUCCCUCUUCUUCCUCCUCACUUUGGCUUAUGGAGCUCUGGCCGCCGUCCCAAGGAAGCCCAUGGACGUGCCAUUCGGCCGUAACUACGCCCCCACUUGGGCUUUUGACCACAUCAAGUACAAAAAUGGUGGCGCCGAGGUCGACCUUGUUCUCGACAAGUACACCGGCACUGGCUUCCAGUCCAAAGGGUCUUACUUAUUUGGCCAUUUCAGUAUGAGUAUGAAGCUCGUCGGAGGCGACUCUGCCGGAGUCGUCACUGCUUUCUAUCUCUCUUCACAGAACUCCGAACACGAUGAAAUCGACUUCGAGUUUUUGGGGAACAGAUCCGGGCAACCCCCUAUUCUUCAAACAAACGUUUUCACCGGCGGUAAAGGUGACCGUGAGCAGAGGAUUUACCUCUGGUUUGAUCCCUCCAAGGAUUUCCACACCUACUCCGUCCUCUGGAACUUAUACAUGAUAGUGUUUUUCGUGGACGAUGUGCCGAUAAGAGUGUUCAAGAACUGUAAAGACAUAGGUGUGAAGUUCCCAUUCGACCAGCCAAUGAAGAUAUACUCGAGCCUGUGGAACGCAGACGACUGGGCUACAAGAGGAGGAUUAGAGAAGACAGACUGGUCAAAGGCCCCAUUCAUCGCAUCAUACAAGGGAUUCCACGUGGACGGUUGUGAGUCAUCGGUCCAAGCCAAAUUCUGCGCCACGCAAGGCCGACGCUGGUGGGACCAAAAGGAGUUCCAAGACCUCGAUGGCUUGCAAUACCGAAAGCUAAACUGGGUUCGCCAAAAAUACACCAUUUACAAUUACUGUACCGAUAGGAAGCGCUACCCAACCCUCCCUCCAGAAUGCAAGCGCGACAGAGAUAUUUGAUUCUCCCUUUUCUUUUAUUUUCAAGCACCCCCCUCAUUUUACUACUAUUUCCUGGCCGACCCAAACUGCUAAAUUAUCUUUUUAUUUCCGCCUCUAUUUUGUCCUUAUUUGCCUCUCCCCUUUCUUCUUCCUCUUCACUGUUUGCCAUCGCCUCGUGCUUUCCCCCCCC